GACAGGUUCCGACUGGUCAGGCAUAUCUCAGGAAAUCUGCGGCCCGAACCUCCGCCUUCCAGGAGUUGUGGGAUUGCCGCCCAGAGCCGCCCAGUCCGAGGAUCAACCUAGCCCUGGCUCUCUGGAUCAGGAGAGGCUGUGCAGGCCGGCGUUCAGGCAGCGAGCUCGCCAACUCACUCGGCCCAAUUCCUCGUCCUCUCGCCGGCGAAGAUGCCAGCCAAGGCCGAAGUCGGCUUAGCGCGCGAGGCUUCUCGGCAGAUCGUGGCCGGGGGUUCUGCUGGUCUUGUAGAAAUUUGCCUGAUGCAUCCCCUCGAUGUGGUGAAAACCAGGUUCCAGAUCCAGAGAUGUGCCACAGAUCCGAACAGUUAUAAAAGCUUAGGUGACAGCUUUCGAGUGAUUUUCCGAACAGAAGGGUUGUUUGGCUUUUAUAAGGGAAUCCUACCACCCAUCUUGGCUGAAACACCAAAAAGAGCAGUGAAGUUUUUCACCUUUGAACAGUACAAGAAAUUGCUGGGAUAUGUGUCACUGUCACCAGCAUGGACAUAUGCCAUUGCUGGAUUGGGAUCCGGACUAACAGAAGCCGUCGUAGUUAACCCUUUCGAGGUAGUAAAAGUUGGCCUGCAAGCCAAUCGGAAAACAUUUGCAGAGCAACCGUCCACCAUGGCUUAUGCAAGACACAUCAUUAAGAAGGAAGGCCUGGGACUCCAGGGCCUCAACAAAGGAUUUACGGCAACUUUGGGACGUCAUGGAGUUUUCAACAUGGUUUAUUUUGGCUUCUACCACAAUGUCAAAAACAUUAUUCCUGUCAAUAAGGAUCCAACCUUGGAGUUUUUGAGAAAAUUUGGGAUCGGUCUUCUCUCAGGGACAAUAGCCUCAGUCCUUAACAUCCCCUUUGAUGUUGCCAAAAGUCGGAUUCAAGGGCCUCAACCAGUUCCUGGAGAGAUCAAGUACAGAACUUGUUUUAAAACAAUGACAACAGUCUAUCAGGAAGAAGGGAUUUUAGCUUUGUACAAAGGCCUGCUUCCCAAGAUUAUGAGACUUGGACCAGGUGGUGCGGUGAUGCUGCUGGUUUAUGAAUACACCUAUUCAUGGCUUCAGGAGAACUGGUGAUUGCCUAGGAAGUGUUUUCCCCCUUGAGAUAAUGUACAGUUGCUGUGCAGCACCAUGAAGAGGGAAGAAGACUGACCAGCUAAGCUCAGCAUACAGUUGUGAAGGGGAAAACCGUUUGUUCAAGAGCAAAACCUAUUUGGAUACUUUGAAAAUUGUCUUUAGACAACUUGAGAUGAUAGUUUCGGCCAUUAACAUAAAACUGUGAGAAGAAAAA
Messenger RNA from Otolemur garnettii (small-eared galago), 1324 nucleotides. RefSeq names its product solute carrier family 25 member 21 (gene SLC25A21). NCBI's taxonomy places the organism in Eukaryota, Metazoa, Chordata, Mammalia, Primates, Galagidae. Gene Ontology annotation, biological process: transmembrane transport. The transcript is spliced from 10 exons. The record is from RefSeq and is a predicted model, not a curated record. The coding region runs from base 211 to 1110 and encodes 299 amino acids.